Messenger RNA from Pelmatolapia mariae (spotted tilapia), 3164 nucleotides. RefSeq names its product phenylalanyl-tRNA synthetase 2, mitochondrial (gene fars2). Gene Ontology annotation, molecular function: tRNA binding; phenylalanine-tRNA ligase activity; ATP binding. Gene Ontology annotation, cellular component: cytoplasm; mitochondrion. The record is from RefSeq and is a predicted model, not a curated record. Gene Ontology annotation, biological process: phenylalanyl-tRNA aminoacylation. The transcript is spliced from 10 exons. NCBI's taxonomy places the organism in Eukaryota, Metazoa, Chordata, Actinopteri, Cichliformes, Cichlidae. Bases 186 to 1577 code for a protein of 463 amino acids.
UUCCGCUUCCGCUUUAUCGGUGUGACCCCACGCGACACUCUAAGCUGUGAGUGUCACAAAGAGCCUCGCGCUCACAGGAAGUUUAAUUUACUCUGACCUGAACUCGCAGUGAUCACGCAGGCGCGCUCCCGACGCCUUCACAGCAUCCGGCGCUGGAGUGACAGGAGUUUCAUGGAUUUGUCAUCAUGAUAUUCGCCCCGUCAGUCCUCCCUUAUCUUCAGCCUUGGCCCCGCCCUCUUCUUCGCCACCUCCUGUCAGAGUUCUGGCCUAAUGGCUGCGCAGCGUCAUGGAGACGGCUGAGCACGAAGGGCCACGCCCCUCAGUCUGUGAUUGGUCAGGACUCUGUGCAGGUGUUAGGCCAGUCAUACCCGCGUGACGACUUCACUAACGUCACUCCAAAGGUCUUGGAAAAGGUGGGCCGCAACCUCCACAACCAAUCCCAUCAUCCUCUCUGGCUGAUCAAGGAGCGCAUCAAAGCUCACUUCUACAGCUCGUACAUCGGCCGUUCGGGAAACCCCCUUUUCUCCGUCCACGACAACCUGAGUCCUGUGGUGACCACGGAGCAGAACUUUGACAGCUUGUUGAUCCCGCCCGGACACCCCAGCAGGAAACGAGGAGACAACUAUUACCUGAACAGGACGACGAUGCUUCGCGCUCACACGUCCGCCCACCAGAGGGACCUGGUGAGGUCGGGGCUGGACGCCUUCCUGCUGGCCGGAGACGUUUACAGGCGGGACGAGAUCGACGCCAGCCACUACCCCGUCUUCCACCAGAUGGAGGGAGUGCGACUCUUCUCCAACCGCCAGCUGUUCUCCCGGGUGCAGAACGGUGGCGAGCUGUCUCUGUUCGAGCGAGGAGGGCGGCGGACUCCCGAGAAGCAGGAGACGCACACUCUGGAGGCGGUGAAGCUGGUGGAGUUCGACCUCAAAUGCACUCUGACACAACUCGUCUCUUACCUGUUCGGAGCAGAUCUGGAGAUCAGGUGGGUCGACUGCUACUUCCCCUUCACUCACCCGUCCUUUGAGAUGGAGGUGCAUUUCCAGGGCGACUGGAUGGAGGUGCUGGGCUGUGGCGUGAUGGAGCAGGAGCUGCUGAACUCUGCGGGGGCGGAGGACAAGCUGGGCUGGGCGUUCGGUCUGGGCCUGGAGAGGCUGGCGAUGGUCCUCUACAGCAUCCCGGAUAUCCGGCUGUUCUGGAGUCAGGACGAGCGCUUCCUCAAACAGUUCAGAGUUCAGGACAUCCACCAGCCCAUCUGCUUCCAGCCGCUCAGUAAGUACCCACCUCUCCACAACGACAUCUCCUUCUGGCUGCCGGACAGCAAAGAGAGCGAGGCAGGCAGAGAGAGCUUCACGGAGAACGACUUCUACGAGCUGGUGCGCUCCAUCGGAGGAGACCUGGUGGAGAAAGUGUCUCUCGUGGACGAUUUCACACACCCAAAGACCGGGAGGCGGAGUCAUUGUUACCGCAUCAUCUACCGCCACAUGGAGCGAACUCUGACCCAGCAGGAGGUCCGACGUGUCCACCAGCAAAUUGAACAAGCUGCCGAGAGCGAGCUGGGCGUGCAGGGCCGAUUCUAACACACACACACACACACAGACACACACACACACACAGCAGUGCAUCAUCCUUUGCGGCUCCUCUCGAGGCUGAAACAUUCACUUGUGUCACUUUUAAUUUCCCAAAAACCUCCUCGGCCGUUUGGACCUCGGCAGCUGCUCGGACUGCAGAGAAGAUCAGAGCAUCUUUAUCAUCCCUGCCUCGGAUAAUAAAUCCAUCAGACUGAACCGAGCGCCAUCUGCACAUCCUUUGGAUGUUUUCCGGUUUGUUCCGUCGUUAUUAACGUAGCGGUGCUCGCCGGCGGACACAGAAACACCUCGCCGUGUUGAGACGUGACGGCCUCUGCAGCACAUGAGAAUGAGUCACUUUCAGUGAUUUGUGUUUCCAUCAUUAUUGUGACAAUGAUAUUCUGAGAUGCAGCCUGCAAAUUCAGCUUUUGGCUUCUUAUUUUUAAAUGUGCAAGAACAUGAUGUGCAGAUACAGAAAUAAAUCAGCAGCAGACGGAUGCAGGGGAAACUCUGCACCUGCAAAAGUUUCUGCAACUUCAGGAAGGCCUCAGCAGCAUGGAGGGGGGCCUGUUCUGGUUUAAGUUAGCUGGACCGAACAGGGACCGCACUGAUGUUUGACGUAGACCUCACAGGGGUUCAGGUUUGGGUUGAGGUAACAUCCGCCUGUUCGACAGAUGCUUUGCUUUUCAAAAUGAGUGCCUGAGGUUCCAUCUUCUAGUUUCUGAAGAGUUUACCUGAUUAGCAAAAGGAAACCAUAAUCUAACUCUAGAUGAGACGACGUGGACAUCGGCAGGUCUUCGUCCUCGUCCAAACAGUCAUCUCUAUAAACAGAUGUCAACAUCUGGACCUGCGGGCGAGCGGCCAGAAGCUCUUUGAAACCCACUGUGCUGAUGUUUGAGGAUGUUCGAAGCUGAAAAGGUCGAGAGCGAAAGCACAGGUGGUCAUGUGAUAAGACGCCCCAUCCCUAACCCUCCAACCACAGGCAGAGAUCAGUUUGACACCAACAUGUAGGAUCAGUGUUACUGUGAGGAGGUCGGAUAAUCUGGGUAUCUGCAGCAUCAGCUCAACUGACGAAAACUGAUGUGGAAUGAAUUAGAAAUGUUGUUUUCUCAGCUCCCGCUGUGCAGCCAGUGUUUAUGGGCUCAGUAACAGGAGUUUAGUUUCAGAGGAGAACCGAACAGCUUCACGGUGCUUCAUCUGCUCACGUCAGAUUUUACUGAUACGUGCAGCAUCUGCAGAACUCCCUCACAUUACAGUUUGAUCCUGUAAUGAGCACGUUUCCAUCAAACGCUGAUCGUGCUCCGGGUUUAGUUAGAAUAUGAAACCUCCCACUGGAUCAGGUCACACGUGUAAUCCCGUUCACAGCUUCAGAACAUGAAAUCCAGCAUCACCUCCGGGAACAUCGGGAUGCUUUCAAAAGUCCGAUGGACUCUCUCUGCAUCUCAGCCUGAAGUUGUUUCUGUAAGAGAGGAAACAAAGUAGCGAACGAUGAGUUUAAUAUUUACAAAACCAAAGUUUCUGUCUUCAUUUCCUUCAUGUGCGAGAGCUUUAACGAGCCGCCGUCUGUGUUUAGAUAAAAACAUUAAAAGUUUUUGGUCA